This is a messenger RNA of Acinonyx jubatus (cheetah), 7689 nucleotides long. RefSeq names its product protein tyrosine phosphatase receptor type T (gene PTPRT). The record is from RefSeq and is a predicted model, not a curated record. Gene Ontology annotation, molecular function: protein tyrosine phosphatase activity; protein binding. The transcript has 33 exons. Gene Ontology annotation, biological process: protein dephosphorylation. NCBI's taxonomy places the organism in Eukaryota, Metazoa, Chordata, Mammalia, Carnivora, Felidae. Gene Ontology annotation, cellular component: membrane. Bases 146 to 4588 code for a protein of 1480 amino acids.
GAGCGCAGCGGCGCCGGCUCCGGGAGCGCCGCGGAGCCCCUGCGUGCGGCCGCGCCGGCGAUGCGGGGCCGCCCCGCGCCCGCCCGAGUCCCGGCCCCGGCCCCGGCCCCCGCGGGAAGGGGCUGAGCCGCCCGCCGCCGCCCGGAUGGCGAGCCUCGCCGCGCUCGCCCUCAGCCUGCUCCUGCGGCUGCAGCUGCCUUCGCUGCCCGGCGCCGGGGCACAGAGCGCCGCAGGUGGCUGUUCCUUUGAUGAACACUACAGCAACUGUGGUUAUAGCGUGGCCCUGGGGACCAAUGGGUUUACCUGGGAGCAGAUUAACACAUGGGAGAAACCAAUGCUGGACCCCGCGGUGCCCACAGGAUCCUUCAUGAUGGUGAACAGCUCUGGGAGGGCCUCUGGCCAGAAGGCCCACCUUCUCCUGCCGACCCUGAAGGAGAAUGACACCCACUGUAUCGAUUUCCAUUACUACUUCUCCAGCCGUGAUAGGUCCAGCCCAGGAGCCUUGAAUGUCUAUGUGAAGGUGAACGGCGGCCCCCAGGGGAACCCUGUCUGGAACGUGUCUGGGGUCGUCACCGAGGGCUGGGUGAAGGCAGAGCUUGCCAUCAGCACCUUCUGGCCACAUUUCUACCAGGUGAUAUUUGAAUCCGUCUCUUUGAAGGGUCAUCCUGGCUACAUCGCUGUGGACGAGGUCCGGGUCCUUGCUCAUCCAUGCAGAAAAGCACCUCACUUUCUGCGGCUCCAGAAUGUCGAGGUGAAUGUGGGGCAGAAUGCCACGUUUCAGUGCAUCGCUGGUGGGAAGUGGUCUCAGCAUGACAAACUUUGGCUCCAGCAAUGGAAUGGCAGGGACACAGCCCUCAUGGUCACCCGGGUGGUCAACCACAGACGCUUCUCAGCCACGGUCAGUGUGGCGGACACUGCCCAGCGGAGCGUGAGCAAGUACCGCUGUGUGAUCCGUUCUGACGGCGGCUCUGGUGUGUCCAACUACGCUGAGCUGAUUGUGAAAGAGCCUCCCACACCCAUCGCCCCCCCAGAGCUGCUGGCCGUAGGGGCCACAUACCUGUGGAUCAAACCAAAUGCCAACUCUAUCAUCGGGGAUGGCCCCAUCAUCCUGAAGGAGGUGGAGUACCGCACCACCACGGGCACCUGGGCCGAGACCCACAUAGUUGACUCUCCCAACUAUAAGCUAUGGCAUCUGGACCCUGAUGUGGAGUAUGAGAUCCGGGUGCUCCUCACACGACCGGGGGAGGGAGGCACAGGACCACCAGGGCCUCCGCUCACCACCAGAACCAAGUGUGCAGACCCUGUGCACGGCCCGCAGAACGUGGAGAUUGUGGACAUCCGCGCCCGGCAGCUGACCCUGCAGUGGGAACCCUUUGGCUACGCGGUGACCCGCUGUCACAGCUACAACCUCACGGUGCAGUACCAGUACGUGUUCAACCAGCAGCAGUACGAGGCCGAAGAGGUCAUCCAGACCUCGUCCCACUAUACCCUGCGAGGCCUGCGCCCCUUCAUGACCAUCCGGCUGCGGCUCCUGCUGUCCAACCCCGAGGGCCGGGUGGAGAGUGAGGAGCUGGUGGUGCAAACAGAGGAGGACGUUCCAGGAGCUGUUCCCCUAGAAUCUAUCCAAGGAGGGCCCUUUGAGGAGAAGAUCUACAUCCAGUGGAAACCUCCCAAUGAGACCAACGGGGUCAUCACACUGUAUGAGAUCAACUACAAGGCUGUUGGCUCGCUGGACCCGAGUGCCGACCUCUCCAGCCAGCGGGGGAAAGUGUUCAAGCUCCGGAAUGAAACCCACCACCUCUUUGUGGGUCUGUACCCGGGGACCACCUACUCCUUCACCAUCAAGGCCAGCACAGCAAAAGGCUUUGGGCCCCCUGUCACCACUAGGAUUGCCACCAAAAUUUCAGCUCCAUCGAUGCCGGAAUAUGACACAGACACCCCACUGAAUGAAACGGACACGACCAUCACGGUGAUGCUGAAGCCUGCUCAGUCACGGGGAGCCCCUGUCAGUGUUUAUCAGCUGGUUGUCAAGGAGGAGCGACUUCAAAAAUCACGGAGGGCAGCUGAUAUCAUUGAAUGCUUUUCGGUGCCUGUGAGCUAUAGGAAUGCCUCCAGCCUUGAUUCUCUACACUACUUUGCUGCUGAAUUGAAGCCUGCCAACCUGCCUGUUACCCAGCCAUUUACAGUGGGUGACAACAAGACAUACAAUGGAUACUGGAACCCUCCUCUUUCCCCUCUGAAAAGCUACAGCAUCUAUUUCCAGGCACUCAGCAAAGCCAAUGGAGAGACCAAAAUCAACUGUGUUCGCCUGGCUACAAAAGCACCAAUGGGCAGCGCCCAGGUGACCCCGGGGACUCCACUCUGCCUCCUCACCACAGGUGCCUCCACUCAGAAUUCUAACACCGUGGAGCCAGAGAAGCAGGUAGACAACACCGUGAAGAUGGCCGGUGUGAUCGCUGGCCUCCUCAUGUUCAUCAUCAUUCUCCUGGGUGUCAUGCUCACCAUCAAAAGGAGAAGAAAUGCUUAUUCCUACUCCUAUUACUUGAAGCUGGCCAAGAAGCAGAAGGAGACACAGAGUGGAGCCCAGAGGGAGAUGGGGCCUGUGGCCUCAGCCGACAAACCCACCACCAAGCUCAGCGCCAGUCACAACGAUGAAGGCUUCUCCUCUAGCUCUCAGGAUGUUAAUGGAUUCACAGAUGGCAGCCGUGGGGAGCUGUCCCAGCCCACCCUCACGAUCCAGACUCACCCCUACCGGGCCUGCGACCCUGUGGAGAUGAGCUAUCCCCGGGACCAGUUCCAGCCUGCCAUCCGGGUGGCAGACCUGCUGCAGCACAUCACCCAGAUGAAGAGAGGCCAGGGCUAUGGGUUCAAGGAGGAAUAUGAGGCCUUGCCAGAGGGGCAGACAGCGUCAUGGGACACAGCCAAAGAGGAUGAAAACCGCAAUAAGAAUCGAUAUGGAAACAUCAUAUCCUAUGACCAUUCCCGAGUGAGGCUGCUGGUGCUGGAUGGAGACCCGCAUUCCGACUACAUCAACGCCAACUACAUUGAUGGAUACCAUCGACCUCGGCACUACAUUGCAACUCAGGGUCCAAUGCAGGAGACCGUCAAGGACUUUUGGAGAAUGAUCUGGCAGGAGAACUCGGCCAGCAUCGUCAUGGUCACAAACCUCGUGGAAGUGGGCCGGCGCCCAGCGGAACACACUGUGGGAAAUGCCACUGUAGGCCGCGCGGCGUCCCCCGGAAUGGUCAAGUGUGUGCGAUACUGGCCGGAUGACACGGAGGUCUACGGAGAUAUUAAAGUCACCCUGAUUGAAACAGAACCCCUGGCAGAAUACGUCAUACGUACCUUCACAGUCCAGAAGAAAGGCUACCACGAGAUCCGGGAACUCCGCCUCUUCCACUUCACCAGCUGGCCUGACCACGGCGUCCCCUGCUAUGCCACCGGCCUCCUGGGCUUUGUGCGCCAAGUGAAGUUCCUCAACCCCCCCGAGGCGGGGCCCAUAGUGGUCCACUGCAGCGCUGGGGCUGGGAGGACCGGCUGCUUCAUCGCUAUCGACACCAUGCUCGACAUGGCCGAGAACGAAGGGGUAGUGGACAUCUUCAACUGUGUGCGUGAGCUCCGGGCCCAGAGGGUCAACCUGGUGCAGACAGAGGAGCAGUACGUGUUUGUGCACGAUGCCAUCCUGGAAGCAUGCCUCUGUGGCAAUACCGCCAUCCCCGUGUGUGAGUUCCGCUCUCUCUACUACAACAUCAGCAGGCUGGACCCCCAGACCAACUCCAGCCAAAUCAAAGACGAAUUUCAGACCCUCAACAUCGUGACUCCCCGCGUCCGGCCCGAGGACUGCAGCAUCGGGCUCCUGCCCCGGAACCACGAUAAGAACCGGAGCAUGGAUGUCCUGCCUCUGGACCGCUGCCUGCCCUUCCUUAUCUCGGUGGAUGGGGAACCCAGCAACUACGUCAAUGCCGCACUGAUGGACAGCCACAAGCAGCCCGCCGCCUUCGUGGUCACCCAACACCCUCUACCCAACACCGUGGCAGACUUCUGGAGGCUGGUGUUCGAUUAUAACUGCUCCUCCGUGGUGAUGCUGAAUGAGAUGGACACUGCCCAGCUCUGUAUGCAGUACUGGCCUGAGAAGACCUCUGGAUGCUAUGGGCCCAUCCAGGUGGAGUUCGUGUCUGCAGACAUCGAUGAGGACAUCAUCCACAGAAUAUUCCGCAUCUGUAACAUGGCUCGGCCUCAGGAUGGGUACCGCAUAGUCCAGCACCUCCAGUACAUUGGCUGGCCUGCCUACCGCGACACGCCCCCCUCCAAGCGCUCUCUGCUCAAAGUGGUCCGCCGGCUGGAGAAGUGGCAGGAGCAGUAUGACGGGAGGGAGGGCCGCACCGUGGUCCACUGCCUAAAUGGGGGCGGCCGCAGCGGAACCUUCUGUGCCAUCUGCAGCGUGUGUGAGAUGAUCCAACAGCAAAACAUCAUUGACGUGUUCCACAUUGUGAAAACACUACGUAACAACAAGUCCAACAUGGUGGAGACCCUGGAACAGUAUAAAUUUGUAUACGAGGUGGCACUGGAAUAUUUAAGCUCCUUUUAGCCCAAUGGGAUGGGGAAUCUGCCGGAGCCCAGAGGCUGCUGCAGCCAAGCCCCCUUUUCUGUGAAUGGCAGUGACUGGGCUCAGGGGCUAAGAGGCGGCCCCCUGCCCAACUCCAAGGAGAAGACUGGUGGUCCGUGUUCCGUGGUGGGCCUGCACCUUCUGAGGGUCUCCUGUAGCUGUGGGGGAUGCUGCUCUGAAAGGCCCAGACUUCCCUUCCACACCCAACCAGCCACAGCCAUGGGCCCAUGCACAUGUGCACCCAUGGCGAGGCCCUGGAUUUUUUGGUUCCCAGACCUCUUGCUUUUGUUCAAGUUUGUGAAUCUCAUGGCAAGCCGACUGUGCAAGCGUUGGGGAGUGACAGCCUCAGCAGCACCUCCCUGCCUCACUUUUCCUUGAGAGUAGAGGAGAUAUCUGUUCUACUCCUCCAUGCAGUCAUGGAAAUGAUGGGGUUCUUGGUGGGGGGCCUGCUCUGCUGCCUGCUGUAGGCUCCUUCAGGGAUCUCUGGCAUUGGACACCUGCCGGUCUGGAUCAGUGUGACCUCGGGAUGCUCCUGAGACCACAGCAGAGGUCCCCAUUCUCAAACAUAACCUGCAUGGGGCUUGGCCCGAUACCAUUUUGAACCCCUCCCCCAGCCUAGGCCUUGACCUGUUGUUCACUGGCCAGUCCGCUGUGUCCACACCCUUUGAUAAAGGUUCUCUUUGCUUUUUUUGUAAUCAGUGGGAGGGAGAGUGUGGAAUGUUGCUGCUCUUCCUUUUCUUUGUGAAAAGGAACCAUCUCUUGGAGGGCAGGGCUGACCUUGUGUCUCUUGGGUGGUGGCUUCCUUUAGGAGAGAGAAAAGAGUCGGUUAUUUUCUGAAGUGUAUAGGGAAAAAACUUUAUUUGGGCAUGUAAAAUCUUAGUCUCUUACGUCUAAAUAAAAGGGGGAGAGAAGUUUGGGUGUGUAACUAUAAGACAAAUCUCUUGGGCCUGUAAUCUUUCCUGGCAAAUGUCCUUAAAAGAUCCCACCCUAGGACAGCGAUGCCAUUGAGCAAGGGCGACAGGCUAGUCUGAAGAUGGUCCCUUCAGAUGGGGAAGAUGAUACUAGCUUUGUGCAUAAUCUUGGAUCCCCAAAUUUGAAUUCCUUCCUAGAGAAACCCCUAGCUGACAUCUUGAAAAAGGUCAUCAUGGGCCCAGUUAUGCUGUAGUUUAAAAUAGGCCAAGGAGAUCAUACCAGGGAUCUAGGAUCUUACUGAAAGUAAAGUAUGGGUGACCCAGUGACAGGGAAGCAAUAUUUGCUAAGCAUCUACUGUACGUCGGGCUUGGCACAUUCCUUAUGACAUCUCACGCAGUCCUAGAACCCCCAUGAGAGAACUACUAGCCUGUCAUCUCUACUUUACAACUGAGGAAACUGAGGCAUCUUCCUCACUGAUGAAAUCCUGGGUUCCAGAAAGACAGAUAUUGGUGAUAAGACCCAUUUGUACUGUUUCCUUCAUCUUUCUCAGCAAAGCACUUAUUUUAUGGAGGGAAAAUAAGGCCAGAAACUUCUGAGCAGAGAACUCCACAAUGGAGUUCUUUCUUUCUGAUGCGAAUUCUUCUGGGAAGCCCAGUAGUUCAGAUAUAUUUUAGUAAGUCAUUCCCAGCUCCCCAGGAAAGCUAGUCCCAUCUGAUUUCUUGGCCAAUGAAAACAGUUGCCUGUUUCCUCAGGCUGUGAGGUCUGUAAGCCAGGGACAUGCUCUAUUUUGGCCUCUACUAGGUGUUGAGGCACAGUAUUUGGCAGCCUCAGGGCAGCCUGGGAUCUAGGAAGCUCCACGUGGAGGCUGGUCUGGCCCCAGACAGGAGAUAAGGAGCACAGAAUUCAAUAAGGCACAGUUUUUCUCCCCAAGAGCUCCCUGUAUACUGGGGAGCUUGAACCCCAGUACAGGAGUGGUGCAGCGUAAGAGCAUCAUAUGAAACUGGGAGCAAGAGACCCUCUGCCUGCCUACGACUUCCUAGAGGAAGUAGUGCCCAUUCAAGCUGGGUCUCAACAGGUAGAAAAAAGAGGAAAAGGAAAUCAGUCCAAGGGAUCAGGAUGUAUAGUGGCAAAGAGGUGUGAAAACUCCCUGGGAUGGGAGGCAGGCAGGUGAGAGGUCAGCCCAGCUGGAGCAAAGUACGACAGGAGGGGCGGCAGGAGAUGAGCCAGGGUCAGGGAGAAGAGUGUUCCACCAAAAGCACAGACUUACCCCUACGGGCAACAGAGAGCGAGGAGAGCAUCUGAGUGAUGUGCUCAGCUCAGUGUUAGAGAAGACUCCCUCUGGGGCCAGUGAGGCUGCCUCCUUUCCUUUCAUCAGACACUGUGAAAACAUUCCCUUAAGCGUGUGCUUUUUACUAUCACAUCUAUUUGUCUGUCUGCUCAUUAUUUUGUUGCUGGAACAAAAUAUGCAGUGGAUCAUGAGACUCCACUCUUGUGAGAAACUCAGGGUCUCUGCUCUACCGUGGAGCAGGGUGACCACUGCAGGCCCAUGAGGAUGGGACAUGAAAGGAGCCCACAGAAACUGUUCCCAUUGGUGUGGGCUCUGGAGCUGUCUGGAAGUCCAGGGACACCAGACGUGAUCACAGAAGGGCUGUCACUUUGGAGGUUCAAAAGGAAGCAUCUCAAAGGGAAGGAAGGCAAAGGAGCCCCCCAGUGAACUCACUCUUCUCCUUUGAUGGGUCCUUUCCCUGGUGUACUUGAGCAGGUCCCCAGGCCUCAGCUCCCACUGGUCGUGCUGGCUUCCCCUGGCUCCAGUCCACUGCUCCUGCCAGCCCUCACACAGCCUUCAAGGAGCCUGUAGCAGAGAAAAUCAAAUGCUCUUUGCUCAGACCCUGGCUCAUCCAUGCAGAAUGGGGGAGGGGGGCUAUCCAACACAAAUCCUAGGAUUUAUUUUGCUCUGGAAGGGGUGACAGAGCUGGCAGAUAAAAAUGACACUGGCUUCUAUCAUUUCAAAUGGUAGGAAUUUAAAUUUUGACUUUAGGGAUAAGGGAAGUUGUAAAAAUUCAGGCCAUGGUGGGGUAAUCGACCCAACAAGGCCCAGCGAUGGUUCCCCCAGUUCAGCGCCCCCAUUUCCUCAAAAUGCAGAUACUCUCCAAAGAAGGCAUGGCAGUGAA